Molecule: messenger RNA, 1666 nt
Organism: Cucumis melo (muskmelon)
Lineage: Eukaryota; Viridiplantae; Streptophyta; Magnoliopsida; Cucurbitales; Cucurbitaceae
Product: zinc finger protein ZAT4-like
Exons: 1
Coding region: 790-1557 (255 amino acids)
Biological process (GO): regulation of DNA-templated transcription
Source: RefSeq, a predicted model, not a curated record
AUUGAUAGCUUAUGUGCAUAGAAGAGUUGGUUCAUGAGCUUAAUUCCAAUCCAAUAACAAUAGACCUUGAGGGUGAAGUUUAUUGUUGAUACAUUUACAAAUUUUUCUAAAAAUUGUUUUAACAACUAUUAAAAUAAAUCGUUUGUUAACACUAGGCAAAGAAAAAUUUCAAUAAAACUUGAUUUACUAAUCUUAAUUUAAUAUUAAAAUAUUAGAUAAUUUUUUUUAGCUGUUAAUAUAUUUUUUUUUUUUACUUUUUUUCUAAUCAGAAUUUUAAAGGAUGACCCAAACAAGAACAACCAACAGAACCUAAAUGUUUGUUGGUUGAGUUUGGAUUGGAUUCAUGUUUUUGUAAGUGGAAGAAACUUAUAGAUUCAUUAGAUCAGUUGCAGUCUUAAGUACGAGAAUAGAGCUUAAACUUCCACUUUCAAGAGAUGUACUACCAAACUACAGCUCACUUGUGACACCUAUGCUAACUUUGACAUAAAUUAUAUUGUAAUUUAUUUUUAAUUUUUUUUUUCAAAUGUACAAGGAAAAAUGAAAAGGUGCAUUAAAAAUCAUAACUUUGGGUUGUGUGUGUAUUGUCUAUGUCCUUUUGGUGGAAGAGGAAUGCUUGUCACCUACUCAUUUCCCUCUCUACUUUCAACUCCUCCAAUCCCUUCCUUCACUUCUUCUCCACCUUUCCAAAAAAAAAUUAAGUGAUUUGAUCUCUCUCUCUUUUUUUUUUUUUUCUUUUCUUUCUUCUUUCUUCUUUCUGCCUCUGUGUCUUUACAAUAACACAGAACAAAAAUGGAGGAGGAGAGGCAUAAAUGCAGGCUCUGCUCUCGAAGCUUCACCAAUGGCAGAGCAUUAGGUGGUCACAUGAAAGCCCAUUUAGCCACUUUCUCCAUUGAACAUCAAAAAACCUUCAAAUCACCAGAUCUAGAGAUGGUCUCUGUUAAUGGCUCAAUCUCCAUUGUUCAAGAUAGAGAGAGCGAGACCGAGUCAAAGAAUCCAACUAGGAGACGCUCUAAACGGACUCGGCGAUUCAACACCGAGUCGUUGCCGUCGCCGUCCCCGUCGCCGGAACCAGCUAGUUCCAUUUCCGACACCUCCCCAGAGGAAGAUGUCGCCAUCUGCCUCGUGAUGCUUUCGAUGGAAAAGCCUUCUUCCUGGAAAGAUCAAAGUCGGACGCCGGAAUCGGAAAAAUCAACGGCGGCGAUGGUGGGGAGGGUGAGGAAGAGUUUCCGAUGUGGAAAAUGCCGGAAAACUUUCCGAUCGAACAGAGCUUUGUUUGGACAUAGGAAAGUUUGCAGAAAGGAAGGGGAAGAAGAAGAUGGAGAAGAAGAAGAAGAAAAAGGGAUGGUUAAUGGAGGUAAUUGGAAGAUCUUCAAAUGUCCUUAUUGUUGUAAAGUGUUUGGGUCUGGACAAGCUUUAGGGGGACAUAAAAGAUCUCAUCUACAGGGUUCAAUUAGAACCGCCAUUGAUGGGAGUUCUAGCAAGCUUGAGAUUGGCUUGGAUCUCAAUUUGCCAGCUCCACUGGAAGAAGAUGAUUAUAGUGUAGUUUCUGAUGUUUGAUCAUUGAUGAUUUUUUUUUUUCUCUUUUCUAAAUAUUAUUUUGGUUUAUAUGCUUUACCCCAAUUCCUAUAUUUUCAACUUUGUUCAAUUGAAUCUCUGUACUUACAAA